Lates calcarifer (barramundi perch) is the source of this 2216-nucleotide messenger RNA. Its product is annotated as butyrophilin subfamily 3 member A2. NCBI's taxonomy places the organism in Eukaryota, Metazoa, Chordata, Actinopteri, Centropomidae. The transcript is spliced from 7 exons. Bases 124 to 1164 code for a protein of 346 amino acids. The record is from RefSeq and is a predicted model, not a curated record.
CAACAGAAAGAGAAAGUAUUUUCCAGGCGGCUGCUGAUCAAAUCACCAGUUGUUUCUCUUCUUUUCUUUUCUUUUCUUUUUUUGAGUUACAGUGGAUGGUCUAUUCUUUACAUAGUCUUCAGUAUGUUUAGGAAACUCUACUUAGCAGUGACCACUGUUCUGUUUAUUUCUACUUUGAUACCGCGUACAGAGCAACCUAAAGUGAUUGGUUCAACAGUUAAAGCAGCAGUCGGUGAGGAUGUCAUCCUGCCAUGCCACCUGGAUCCCCCAUUUAACGUCACAAAUCUAACAGUAGAGUGGAAAUUCACUGGAAACUUAGUGCAUCUCUAUAGAAGUAGAGAAGAUGAUCUAACUGAUCAACACCUGAACUUCAAAAACAGAACGUCUCUCUUCAAAGAUGAAAUGGUUAAAGGAAACAUUUCAUUAAAACUGACCAAUGUCACAGAAAAUGAUGCAGGAAAUUACACCUGCAAUGUGCCCAAACUGGAAAGUCAGGUCAAACGUGACAUCGUUACCCUCACUGUUGUGAAAGGUGAAGAGAGGGUUGAUCCCAACCAACAGGUGGAGGUGGAGGAGGGGGUGGAGUCUGUCCAGCUGCCCUUCAGAACCACAGGUGACCUGCCUCAAGACGUCAGAGUGGAGUGGACGAACAACGACAACAGGAUGGUCCAUGUGUAUGAGAACGGCUCUGACCGACCUGAAGAACAGGACCAGGUUUACAGAGACCGAACAGAGAUGAAGAAAGACCUGCUGAGAACUGGAGACCUCAGUCUGACCCUGAAACACCCCAAAGUCACAGACACAGGAGAAUACAGAUGUGUGGUGUACAACAGGGAGGGAAACUACAUGAGAGGGAAAACAGUGCAGCUCAAAGUGAAAGACACAGAAAACAAGACAUGGAUUUGGGUUGUGGUUGUGGUUGGUGUCCUUGCAUUUAUCAUUGGAAUCAUCAUUGGAAUCAUCAUUGGAUUCAUCAUCUGUCAUUAUAAACAAAAUCGCAGAGAUGCCAAUUCUCGAUGCAGAGAUCGAACCCAAGACCAGGACCAAAACAAUGCCAAUGAUGGAGGGGAUCCCACAUCUCUUAGAGCCCAGCAGAACAUACCUCUUAGAGCCAUGCAGAGCAAUGACAACAUGGACAACAAUGGAGACAACGUGAACACCUGACAACAACACUGACGAGGACUGCACUGAUAACGACGAUGGCCCUGAUAAUUGAACAUAUCACCUGUUUUGCUGACUCAGAUCCAACAAUAUGAAGGAUAAAUGAUAUUCCUUAUGCUCUUGGAGCUAUUUUUCUUUUUCAUUUUUAUCAUUUCAGCUGUCAUUGUGAGAUAUGCUAUUAUUUGACAUUGUGAUCAUUUUCUCAAGAGAUAAUGUUGUCUAACCUUGGUGGAGGUACGUGAUCUACUGAGUGCUAUUUCAGUUUAACCAUUUUAAUUUUGUGCCUGUUUUUAAAAUCUUUUUUUUCAUAGUGGUGAUCUGUUCUGUGUGUUUUUACCUUGUUUUAUUACUUUCUGAAACAUUUGUUUUGAAAGGUAGUAUGAAGCUUUGUAGACUGUGAAACAUCUGGAUAAAGAAGCUGAGAUGUUGAAACUGUGAUUGUUGUUUGUUAAAAAAAUAUAUUUACUUAAUUUUUACUUAUAUAUAUUACUAAAAAUUUUUUUUUACAAUCAUUGAACACUACUUUAAUCCUCUCACACUCUGAUAAGACCUCUGUUUUAUGCAUUACAACACUGCAGGAUGUGUGUGCACAUAGUGUUCAACUUAAGAAAAAACUUUGAUUUUUUUGAUGAAAAAAAAAAAAAGAUUUUGCUAAUUUGUGAUGUUCUUGGGAAGAAUUUUAUACAAUCUCCAAGUUGUCUUUGCACUGAAUUCUAGUGAGACAGCAGCAUUUACCAAAGACGUAUCAAAUCACUGCAAAGUGCAAACUAUGCAUCAUUUAACUGAAUGAAAUUAACCUUUUAUGACCCUGAGCCAUAACCUGUAUUUGUAUUUGAGUGUGGCAGCUGUCAGAUUAUUACUGUUUUAGCAUAAUCUGUUGUAUACACUGUAAAUAUCUUUUAAAAAUAUCCUCUCCUCUUUAUGUUAGGACAGUAGGUAAGAUGCCUGUAUUUUUAGUUGUUUUUUGUUUGUUGGUGUGGAUGUGCUCUACUUAUCACCUUUUCUACUCUGAUAAAUAAAUCAGUUGUGUUUGGAGUGAAAAUCUGCUGUAGCAC